This is a messenger RNA of Polychytrium aggregatum, 1614 nucleotides long. RefSeq lists its product as uncharacterized. NCBI's taxonomy places the organism in Eukaryota, Fungi, Chytridiomycota, Chytridiomycetes, Polychytriales. The record is from RefSeq and is a predicted model, not a curated record. Gene Ontology annotation, molecular function: protein binding. Bases 1 to 1614 code for a protein of 537 amino acids. The transcript is spliced from 3 exons.
AUGUGGACCCGCGACUCGCCCUGCCGCCUUGUGGCAAUUCAUCCCGUUCAUCGCCGUGACAUGCAUUCAGAAUAUGUCAUGGCCUACUUUUACCAGAACUGCUCGGACAGUUCGAACCGGCAGGCCAAGGCGCUGCGACUGCUCCGAUCCUCGGCCAAAAAGGGCUUUGACGGUGCCAAGGUUCGCCUUGGAGCCUACCUCACCAGGCUGUCGCAGAAUCAGGACCACGCUCAUGAAAUCUUCAACUCGUACCUGGAUGCCGCGAGGAACUUGCAUCCAGAUGCCCAGUUCCAUCUUGCAAAUUGCUACGAACUGGGACUCGGGGUCGUGCCAAGCAUCAGCACCGCAUUGAAGCUGUACGCUGACGCUGCAAACAAUGGGCAUCACAAAGCAUCGAUGUGGGUCGCCCGAUACUGCGAACGUGACCGAAAUCCGCGCUUGAGCCUGGGAAGAGCCUUGGGUUGGUAUCAGCGUGCCGCCGACCUGUGGUAUCCCGAAGCCGAGUACAAACUCGGCCAGUUCUACGAGACCGGACAAGACGUAGCGAUGGAUUUGUCCGUGGCGCUCUACUGGUACCAGAAGGCCGCCAAACAGGGCCAUGUGCUGGCUCAACACGCACUGGGCCAGAUCUAUGAAAAGGGAACCGGCGUCGGGGGCGCGGACCUGCUCUUGGCACUCGAGUGGUUCACAUUUGCUGCGAAGCAGAACCACGAGCCAUCCAAGCAGGCCUCGCUCCGACUCUGGACGCUGCUGGCCAACCAGGGAAGCUCCGAAUUCCAACUCAAGCUGGCAGAGAUUUACGAACAUGGUACCAGCGUACCGAGGGACCUGGGUGCUGCCUUCUCGUGGUAUUCGAAGGCAGCCGAAAACAGCCCCGAGGGUCUGUACCAUCUUGGCCGCUGCUACAGUACAGGGGUUGGAUGUCAGCCGAAUCCAUCACUGGCGUUUGACUAUUACAGACAAGCCGCGGAUAGGGGACACACCGAGGGCCGAUACAACACUGCACGUUGCUACGAAGACGGCCUCGGAACGGACAAAAACCAGAACGAAGCUAUGGUACAUUACGAGCAAGCAGCACUGCAGGGACACAAACGGGCGUGCCACGAUCUGGGCCGGUGCUUCGAGAACGCUAUCGGCACAGUCAAGGAUCCGAUCAAAGCGUUCACAUGGUACCAGAAGGCCGCGGAUAUGGGUGUGGCCGAAUCGAUCUGGCAUGUUGGACGAUGUCACGAGAGAGGAAUCGGCACCACCCAGGAUCAUCAGGCGGCCUUCAAGCGCUAUCGGGACGCAGCCAAGUCUGGGAACCACAGCGCGAUGCUCGAUCUCGGCCGAUGCCAUGAACAAGGGCUCGGGACUGUAAUGGACCAGGAGGCUGCUCUCAAGUGUUACCACUGCGCCAUUGAAAGCAACGUCGCAGGCGCCCAGGAAGCCUAUCAAGCUCUGCAGCGUGCACUCAAUCCCGAACACCCAGCAGCGCAGCCCCAGGCGCCGCUCGAAUGGUUCACCGUAAGCGAAAGACGCUACACAGGCGACCAAGUGGAUCCAGAGUACUCACAAGGCCCUUGGUCUGCAGCAACGGAUGAGCACUGGACAAACAGCUGCACUUCAGCUUGA